AUGAUUAUGAGAGAUAACUAUCCAGUCUCGCCCCCCAGCGACUACGAUACCACAUACACAUCGAUAUCCACCAUCCCGCCCGACCAGAAGAAAGCCCACGUCGGCGUCAUGGCCGAGGAAAUGGUCCCGUCGCUGCCGGACGCGUCGGUCAAGAUUCAGGGCGCCUACCGUCGCACCAGAUCACCGCCUCGCAACGACCAGGGCCAGAUGUUCUGCGACCACAUCAACUGUCGUGGCAAGAGCCAGACAUUCAAGCGCGUCUGCGAGUGGAACAAACACAUGGACAGACACGAGAGACCAUACAAGUGUCGUGAGGCAGGCUGCGAGUUGAACCCCGGAUUCACCUACUCAGGCGGGCUCCUGAGGCACCAAAGGGAAGUGCACAAGAUGCAUCUGUCCACCAAGCAGCCACUGUUCUGUCCGUUCCCCAACUGCAACCGGAGUUCAGGCACGGGAUUCACCAGGAAGGAAAAUCUCGAGGAGCACAAGCGCCGGAGACACCUGGAGGAGUUGUCAGACCAUGGCGUACCACCGCACCACGAAGCGAUCUCGCAGCCUGCCGCGAGUAUGACGGCGGCGACGAGCUCAAACAUGCCUCAGGAACCGGCGGCCAAACGGCGAAGGAUCUCGACGGCGACAGAAGUACAGGGGCUGGCGCAACAGCAACAGCAACUUCUAGGCAACGAGGUGGCAUCGAAUACUACGAUUGACAACAUUGUCGGAAGCGCCGAGAGCCAAUUGAUCCAGCAUCUCCGGGACGAGCUGAGGCAGAAAGAGGAGUUUAUUCGCCGCCAGGCAGCAGAGAUCCAUCGCCUGCAGAACCUGUUACGCAGUUUGCCACCUCAGGCGAUAUACCAUAUGCAAAACCGGAUGCCUGGCAGUGGCGUCGGAUGA
Molecule: messenger RNA, 894 nt
Organism: Fonsecaea erecta
Lineage: Eukaryota; Fungi; Ascomycota; Eurotiomycetes; Chaetothyriales; Herpotrichiellaceae
Exons: 1
Coding region: 1-894 (297 amino acids)
Source: RefSeq, a predicted model, not a curated record